GCCAGAACCUGUCCGCUGGCUGAAACCACCAGUACCGCAGUGCAAAAGCGCUUCCGUCGCGGCGCUCCCAUCAAGAGACAACGACCAGUUCGCCAACCCAACUACAUCGCCGUCGAUGGAAUUUGACGCGGCCGCGGCCGAUGCUCGCACCAUGUUCUUAAGCGCACAGUUCCGCUGUGUUCCGCUUCUUUCCACUGUAUCGAUACCAUGGAGGCCAUUUCGAAGCUAGAGCAAACUGAAAUCUCGGAGGUCCUCUUUCCAACCGUAGGGAUCUUUGUACCUCUUCUAGAGCCGUUGAGAGAGGAGAUUGCACUCGCUCGGAAGACAUUCCAGUACGGAGGGACGGGGCGGCAUCAGCUAGACAUCUACUCUCCGGCGGACACAAGCCAGAAACACCCAGUGCUGUUCUUCGUCUACGGGGGAGGGUUCGUGCAAGGAGAUCGCACGCUCCCCUCACCCGCCGACACAUCGUACGGAAACGUCGGGCUCUACUUUGCCAAACGCGGCUACGUCACCGUGAUCGCCGACUACCGCCUGGCGCCGGGGACGACCUACCCGGGGCCUGCUGAGGAUCUGCGCGACGCUCUCCAGUGGGUGACCAGCCACCCGGAUGAAACGGGGCCCGGAGCGGACCUGGAUAAAGUCUUCUUCCUGGGUGUCUCCGCCGGCGCGGCCCACACUCUGACGCUGCUUUUCUCACCCUCCAUCAUUGGCGGACUGCUCUCCAAGAUCAAAGGAGCCACCGUUGUGUCUGCCCCGUAUCAUUCUGAUGUGGGCCUGGAUACUACUGCGACCUACUACGGCUCAGAGGCCAGGGCCAAGACAUGCUCGCCCCUUGCCCUACUCUCGGGAGCAUCGGACGAAACGAUCAAGUCUCUCCCACCGCUUCUGAUGGUGCGCAGCGAACGAGAACCUCCCAAGUUCAUCAAUGCAGGCAACGAGUACGCGGCUGCUGUCAAGUCCAAGGGGAUCCAAGCACCCUACAUCACGGCUGCCGGCCACAACCAUAUCAGCAUCACAUUCGCUCUGGGCACAGGACAGGGCGAGCAUUGGGCCGAAGAGACGAUUGCUUGGAUGGCCAAGCCGUAGUCUGAAUGAGAAUCAAAACGACUUUGCACAUAGGGAAUCCACAACUUUAACCUGCACUGCUUUCACCGAUUGUCAGGCGAUGGAGCGAAGUGGUGACAUAUGCCCGAGUAUAACCUCCGGGGCAUAUCAUUCCGCUCGAGAUCCGGCGCUAUGCGGUGCUGUCUCACCGUCUCCUUGUCUAUCCUUGUGCUCUGACUGGACGACAUUCCGUAAGGAUUUGGCCCAGGCCAAUCCCCAUAUAUAGUUAAAAUAUGACGCAAUCGAUGUGAUGUGAAUCAAGGCUGUGCUCAAAUCACAAACGCUCCACAGGCCAAAUCACGCUGAUUUGGCCGAGGCUCAAGACCCUCGGCCAAAUCCAAAAAAGGCAUUUCCAUCAGGCCAAAACGUUGCCGA
Molecule: messenger RNA, 1482 nt
Organism: Mycena citricolor
Lineage: Eukaryota; Fungi; Basidiomycota; Agaricomycetes; Agaricales; Mycenaceae
Source: the annotation of a GenBank genome assembly